This is a messenger RNA of Megalobrama amblycephala (Wuchang bream), 4783 nucleotides long. It is a transcript of the gene fgf11a, whose product is annotated as fibroblast growth factor 11a. The record is from RefSeq and is a predicted model, not a curated record. Bases 3381 to 4124 code for a protein of 247 amino acids. Gene Ontology annotation, cellular component: cytoplasm. The transcript is spliced from 5 exons. Gene Ontology annotation, molecular function: growth factor activity; fibroblast growth factor receptor binding. Gene Ontology annotation, biological process: fibroblast growth factor receptor signaling pathway; positive regulation of gene expression; positive regulation of protein phosphorylation. Lineage: Eukaryota; Metazoa; Chordata; Actinopteri; Cypriniformes; Xenocyprididae.
UCGCGCCACCGGCCUCGCGCCGUUCCUUCACGGCUCUCGCCCGCCCUGGUCGCCACAAUAUACAAAGGAGAAAACUGACAAACAGGCUUUCAGGUUCUCAGGCUUUUUCAGGUUCUCACGCAAACAUUUCAGGUUCUCAGUUGACUAUAAUCACCUCUGACAGACUGGACAACCUGGUUACAUCAUGUUAGUGAUUUGGAAAAAAAUUAAAUUGCUACAUGUAACGUCAUGGUCAUCUCUUAGUUUUCUGUGUAUCUUUGUCCUUUCCCAGAUGUUUUGCAUGUCUUUGGCUCUUCUCUGUCCAGCAUCACCACUGGAUGUCAUAGUCAUAACUCUGCUGAUUAAAAUGGCUUUGACUCAGUGCCUAGAAAGAAAAUCCUCCACCGCAUCAAUAAGUGCUCUGGCGGCGGAGCAACACGCAAAUAGAGGCGUCACAGGCCAUGACUAAUUCAAACUUGCUGUGGGUUAUAAAACCUUAUUAUAACACUGAUUUGAAUUAGGCUGCUGGUGAAGGAAUCAGAGCCCCAUUCAACCUGUGUGCAUACUGCUGGUGCUCAGAUAGCUAAAUGUUUCCCCACUGAACUGAGGCACCGAAGGAGAAAAGCACGAGCGAGGUAUUAAAAUCAGUAUUCACAACUUGUUUUAAAGGGUGUUUUUAGAGCAUUCCUGUCCUUUAAAAAGCGGUAAAAAGCUGCUGACGCAAGUCAGUUUCUUGGUUUUCUGUCUAAGUUGAAUGAAUUUUGUUUUUAUCAGCUCAGACAUGAAUAUGAGGGGAAAUGUGAUGAAUUGAGUGUGAAAAAAGGGAGAGGAAUAGAGGUGGGGCAUAUAAAUAAAGUGAGGAAAUUUAUUUUGUAUUCCAGGUGACAUUUGAGAGACAGAUGGACGAUUUAAGACCAAUAGUGGCGAGCAGAAUUUGUUUUUAAUUUACCUUGUCCUCCUUGCCUGAUUCUAUCAGGGUUUGUCAUUCUUCAAAAUGGAAGAAUUGGCUCCCUUCUAAUUUGAAUUGAACUGUCUCUGUCUGUCUGUCUGUCUUUAUAUUGUUCUUUUGCUCUGUCUAUCCAUCCGUCAGUCCUUCUACCUAUCGCUCAUUUGUUCUAUUUAUCGUUCUAUCGUUCUAUCUAUCAUUCCACUUAACAUUAUAUCAUUCUAUUGAUUGUUCUACCAUUCAUUAUUCUUUGUAAGGCCUGUAACGGGCAAACUGUGCUUUUCUAGUUCAAAAAUAUAGCUAUGUGAACUUUGCAUAUUUCAUUCUUCACAAUUAUCAAAUUUGAAUUGCAAUCCUGCGCCUGGUUUGCUUCCUCAAUUCAAAUUCAGGAACUGAAUUGUUAUGUAAAAGGCAUUCUGAAUUCAAUUUUGAAUGCCACACAGCACUUGAUAUAGGCAUGUAUAUUAAAAGACUCAUAUAGCCUUUUAAUACUUUGAUAAAAACUGUAAGACUUGGGUUUGUAGCAUUUAUAAUGGUUCACAACACUGUAUCCAGUGUUUUAUUUAGUUAAUAUCUGUUACUUUAAGUGGCAUGUGUGUUUGUGGUACAGAGUGUAAAUAAGGACUCGCUCUUGCACUCUCUCUCUCUCUCUCUCUCUCUCUUUCUCUCUCUAUCACUCUCUCUGUCUCAUCUGUCGCUUUAAGGAAGCAUGAGGCAGGUUUAAUUUUUUAACGCUCCCGACCACGACGGCACCCAACGAGGAGAGAGAGAGAACAGAAAAGGGGGAGGGAAAAGAGGAAUGAGAGGGGUGGGUGUGAGGACAUGAAGAGAAGGAGGGCUUUUGAGUGAUCAGAAAAGAAGGAGGGUUCUGAGUGACAGAGAGGGAGGGCAGAAAAAGGUAAGGGGAGGGUUUACAAAGAGAUGGAAAGAGAGAACGAGGGAGUAAAGCAAAGCAUGUUGCCAGUGUUGGCUCCGUAACUCACUGUGAGCGGGGACGGGAGGGAGAGCAAAAAAGAGAGACGGAGAGUCACACAUUCACACACUCUCUCAAUCACUCUCAUACACACACACACACACACACACACACAUAAACUCUCUCAUUCUCACACAUAUUCAGAGGUGCCUUGCUAAGGAGACUCAGUUACGCUCGCCUGCAGGGGUGAGAAUACUUUCAGCAGUGAAAACAGAAGACAGGAGUGCUGGGACAGCCUAGAAGGGACCUUCUUUAAACGGGACCUUUACAGCAUGUGAAGCUGGACGAACAGAUAUGUGCAGCAUCUAUCCUUAACAUUCCUCCAUUUCAUCCCUCCAUCCGUGCCUCCCUCCCACCUCUCCUCUCAAGUGGUGUGAAGGACACGGAGCUACGGGUUCCUCAGCGCUCGCCGUCUGGUUGCCUUACGGGAGUCUGGGGGAGGCUUGGUGCUCCCCUCCGCUCUCCUGCACUCAUUCGUUCAUGAAUGUCACCUCUGUCUGCAGAAGCCGCUGGAAUUUACAAACCCUCUCUCGGGAGCUUGGGGAGAGGGAGAAUAGGGGAAUGGACUGAGAAGGGAAAGAACUUCCGAUUCCUUUCAUCGUUAUCCAUCUGAUCACCCACAGAUAUGAGGUCCAGGGUUGACGACACCAGUUUUUGACUUUUACUCAGCUUGUCUGUCUUUGUUUUUCUAUUUUUGCAAUCAUAGUGUCAUGGAUGCGAUACUUUGGAAUCAGGUAAUGGAGUUUCACUGAGAUUGUCUCAGGAUAUUGUUGCUUUUCUCCGUAGGAUCUGUAUUUUUUUUAGCUUGUUCGUUUUGUGCAUCCUUCUCUGUUUUACGGGGAUCCACUGAUAUGUGGAACCAUACGGAUAAAACGAUUGGACAUUUUAUGCCUUUUUUUCUGAACUCUCAAAAUGAUUUCUGAUCCAGGUGAAUUCUAAAGAUCGAUCCCAAACUAAAUUGUUGGAGGGACGUGAGAGGCCAGGGAUUCUAGGAGCUUGGAUCUGCAGGGAAUAGAGCUGGACAGAGAGAGGAUGGUGCUGCUGUGAUGGCUUACUUUUUUUUCAGAAUUCCAGUACGACUCCAUGGAUCAUCUGCUGACACUUUUCCAGUCCAUAUGCUGUGCAACGAGACCUGAAAUACAACAAAGAAUCCCAAAAACAACAGCUGCCGUUCAUCAGGAUCACAACAUCAGGAAUUCUGCGUUCCGGGGACUAUUUUGAUAGCCAAAGAAACAAAUAAAGUUUAUUGUGAACUUCACAAGUGUUUUGCCCCUCCCCCUUUUAACCCUCUAAACCAAGACCCUUUUUUGUUCCGCAUCCUGCAAGUUGUGACGCAUUCUCCCCUUGGUUAUUGUGGGAGACCCCGCUGUACUCCAAACAUCUGCCGUCUCCUGCUCCUCUUCUAAGUGGCCCUGGGUGAUCGGACAGGUGGGCAGCCCACUGACGCCCUCUGCGCCCCAAGGGUGAGCAGGGCACAGCAAAAUGGCUGCCCUCGCCAGCUCGCUGAUCCGACAGCGCAGGGAAGUCAAGGACCCCCAGGCCAACCGGCAGGUCUCCAACAAACGUAAGCCUUGUCCCAAGAGCAACAAGUCGCUCUGCCAGAAACAAAUCCUCAUCCUCAUCUCCAAAGUCCGGCUUUGCAGCAGUCGAGGAAGAAAGCUGGAAAAAAGACCCGAGCCUCAGCUGAAAGGUAUCGUCACACGUCUGUAUUGUCGGCACGGCUUCUACCUGCAGAUGUUACCCGAUGGCACCUUGGACGGCACAAAGGACGAAAGCAGCUCCUUUUUGCUAUUCAACUUGAUUCCUGUGGGUCUGAGGAUAGUUGCCAUCCAGAGCACCAAGACAGGACUCUACAUAGGCAUGAACAGUGAGGGAUACCUCUACACAUCAGAACAUUUCACACCAGAGUGUAAGUUUAAGGAGUGUGUAUUUGAGAACUAUUAUGUGACAUACUCCUCGAUCUUGUACCGCCAAACGCAGUCGGGUCGGGCCUGGUACAUUGGCAUUAACCGGGACGGACAGGUCAUGAAAGGAAAUCGUGUCAAAAAGACCAAAGGAGCAGCCCACUUCCUGCCCAAGCUCAUAGAGGUUGCCAUGUACAGAGAGCCAUCGCUACAUGAUGUUGCUGAGCAAAGCCCGCCUAGGAAAACAGCCAAAACCUCAGACUCGCCCGUCCAUAAAAACGGCAAGAAAGAACAACUGCUUACCGUCCCCACAGCAUCCUAGCGGCAGGAGAAGAAACGCUUCAUUUGCACGGACACGUCAUGAACGCCAACAGUGGCACAGGAGGUUUGGUACAAAAUGUUUUGUAGUCCCUUCAACGAUCCUCAGAACUUUGACAUUUCCAACAAUUCAUCAGGGCUCAAAAGACCCUUGCCGACAGGUCUAAUGCCCACCGCACUUCCUUUUUGGUCUCUCCCACUUCCUUAAUCAAGGGAAUACUGAGCAAUAAUAACCGUAAUGGUCUGGGGUCAGAAUGUGGCGGUGCCACUUUUGUGAGAACAGCAACACCUGAAAGAAAGGAUCUUCGUCUUCCUCUCCUUUUUUAGUAUUUCAAGAAGAAACACUUCUUCUUUGUGAAGCGAUUCGUGCUUGACAUUUAAACCCUUCCUUUUCCUUUGUUCAAGCAUUCAUAGAUCCCCCAAAUGUUUUUUUUUUUUUUUUUUUUUUACAGAGAUCCCCCGCCAUUUCUAAGCCUUGUUUGUAAUCUCCUCUCCCUUUUCUACCUCUUCUGCACUUUGAUUAGCUUGAGACACAGAGGCCAUUUUCCACUUCACAACACAGGAAAAGCCCCGCACACUCUCCGGGGGACCAUUAAGGAUGCCGCCAUAUUCACACACACACUUACACAAACCAAAUAACUAAAUAAAUAAAACUUCCCCUCC